This is a messenger RNA of Belonocnema kinseyi, 437 nucleotides long. RefSeq lists its product as uncharacterized. The coding region runs from base 15 to 386 and encodes 123 amino acids. NCBI's taxonomy places the organism in Eukaryota, Metazoa, Arthropoda, Insecta, Hymenoptera, Cynipidae. The transcript is spliced from 3 exons. The record is from RefSeq and is a predicted model, not a curated record.
CGCUAUCUAAAUCAAUGAAGAUCGUUAUUGUCUCCGCACUAUUCUCAUUCAUGGUUUGGUUCAAUUCUAUUGAUUUAAGUGAACAGAUGUUCUGGAAGUGUUGUACUUCUGGAAAAACUACAUCUCCAAAAAAGAGGGAAAUUCAUCCGCAAACCAAAAAUAGAAUGGAGCUUCUAAAAUCCAAACGUCGACCCAAAGGUCCCAGAUUAGACCCAGAUCCAACUACCGACGAUUUAUUAUUUCGAUAUACGCCACAACCACAGUACCUACAACAAAAUGCGCGACUAAGUCUAACUCAGUUAAGAGAAGUACGUCCGCAACCAUUAGGUCGUGCCCCAUCAUUAGGAUUAAAACGAGAUCCAAACACCAAGGCGAUAUUAUUUUAAAUUCCUCCAUAUUCUGAGUCGCAGCAUAUGGCACUAUUACAAGCUCAACCA